Trichoderma asperellum CBS 433.97 is the source of this 1930-nucleotide messenger RNA. RefSeq lists its product as uncharacterized. Gene Ontology annotation, molecular function: acyltransferase activity, transferring groups other than amino-acyl groups. The record is from RefSeq and is a predicted model, not a curated record. NCBI's taxonomy places the organism in Eukaryota, Fungi, Ascomycota, Sordariomycetes, Hypocreales, Hypocreaceae.
AAUAGCGAGCACCCGAAAGGAGCUCACAUGUGCUUCGGCUGCAAUCAUGUUACCACAAAGAGGCAUCAUGUCUAGGCCAACAUAGGAACACUUGGCUAAAACGGGUAAUACGGACACCACGGGCCGCCGCCAAACGAACCUCGGCAUGGCGUCCCGGAUUUGAGAUCAGCGUGCCUCCCCGCAUUCUGUCGGCAAGGGAUGCAUAUACUCCGUAUACUCCGUAAGCGAUGGCAGCUCACGUUCCUACGGUAUAUACUACUACUAUAUAUACAAGGGGCGGUGACGGUGUAACAGGAAGGCGGAACAUCCUUUUACAUGUUUUACGUGAACAACUCAUCAAAACAAAACAAAAAAAAAGUAAAGGGCUCUUGAAAGGAUAACGUCACACCACAGCCAUGGCUCCCAAACAAAAGGCUCCGGUCUACAUCCUCGGCGUGGGCAUGACCAAGUUCAUCAAGCCCCGGGGCAAAGUCGACUACACCGAGCUGGGCUAUGAGGCCGGCGUCAAGGCGCUCCUGGACGCGCAGAUCAACUACGACGAUGUCGAGCAGGGCAUCGCCUGCUACUGCUACGGCGACAGCACCGCCGGCCAGCGCGUCUUCUACCAGUUCGGCCUGACCAAGAUCCCCGUCUACAACGUCAACAACAACUGCUCGACCGGGUCGACGGGCUUGGCCAUGGGCCGCCAGUUCAUCGCCAGCGGCAUGAACGACUGCGUCAUGGUGGUGGGCUUUGAGAAGAUGAACCCGGGCAGCCUGCAGAGCUUCUGGAAGGACCGCGAGAGCCCGACGGGCACCUUUAUCAAGCAGAUGGCCGAGACGAGGGGCAUCACCAACGCGCCCGGCACGGCGCAGCUGUUUGGCAACGGCGGUAGGGAGUACAUGGAGAAGUACGGCGCCAAGGCCGAGGACUUUGCAGAGAUUGCGCGCGUCAACCACGCGCACUCGCCCAACAACCCGUACUCGCAGUUCCAGCAGGUGUACACGCUGGACGAGAUCCUCAAGUCGCCCAUGAUCUACGAGCCGCUGACCAAGCUGCAGUGCUGCCCGACGUCGGAUGGCGGCGCGGCGGCGAUUCUCGUCUCGCAGGCGUUUCUGGACAAGCGGCCGCACCUGAAGUCGCAGGCCGUCCUGAUUGCGGGCCAGUCGCUGGCCACCGACGGGCCGAGCGUGUUCUCGCGCAGCGACAUCAACCUGCUGGGCUACGAGAUGAUCCAGCACGCGGCCAAGGAGGCCACCGGCGAGGCGGGCAUCACGCCGCGCGACGUGCAGGUGGUCGAGGUGCACGACUGCUUCAGCACCAACGAGCUGAUUGUGCUCGACGCGCUGGGGCUCAGCGACAAGGGCAAGGCGCACGAGCUGGUGCGCAACGGCGACAUCACCUACGGCGGCAAGUACGUCGUCAACCCGUCGGGCGGCCUCACGUCCAAGGGCCACCCGCUGGGCGCGACGGGCAUCGCGCAGUGCGCCGAGCUGGUGUGGCACCUCCGCGGCUGGGCGAACAACCGCGCGGUGCCCAACACGAGGUACGCCAUGGCGCACAACCUGGGGCUGGGCGGUGCCGUGGUGGUGACGGUGCUGCGGCGAGCCGAUGGCCAGGUCGCGCCGGUGGUGGACUCUGAGACGGUGGGCAGGGCGAAUAAGUUGGGAUACAACCCGGCGGUGGAGGCAAAGGGGUUCACAAAGGAGCAGGCGGACGAGGUGAUGAGCAAGACGGCGAGGAAUGACUGGGCGCUGCAGGAGACUCGGGAUAAGGUUGAGGCGCGAUUCUAAAGCGCGCGUGUGUGUGUAUAUGUGUGAAGUUGAAAAAAAGAAGACGGUUAUGGGCUAUGAAUAAGCUUGUUUUUUUUUGUGUAUUAUACCUAGUAUGAAUUUUUUAUUUUUCGUUAUAUUGACGAUAGCAUAGCCUAUGCAUGAUGACCUUUUAUAUU